CCCUUCGUCCGGGCCAUGAGAGGCAUCGGCAGCAGCAGCUCUGCUCCCCCAGCCCCGUGCUCCGCCACCUCGACUGUCCCCCACUCAUCUCCCUGCAAGUGAAGACCAUGAGAGAGGAUCCUUGCUGAGUGAAGGCAUUGUUGCAUCCGAGAUGGAGCCCAGCGCCUGCAUGAUGCUUCCACUGGUGUCCUGCAUCCACUCAUUGCAGCUAUGGCAUUUCCUGCUUCUGCUCUCGGCCUUCCCUCUUCCUGCUGUUUGGUCUCUUCGUUCUCGGGGCCCCAUGGCCGCUCGGCCACUCUGCGCCCGUCGAAGUCCCUCCGCCCCUCGGCCCAUUUGCAUCUGGGACAGGAUUUCACUGCCAGAGAGGGAUCUGCGCUUCAUCCUACCGCGUCAGCGGUCCCUGCCUUCACGGGGGGCAGACCUGCGGCAUGUUGUACGGCUGAGACGCCAGGCUGCAGGGGCCCGGCCUGCCACCCCGUCCGGUUUUGAGGAUGGCAUGCCCUCCUCCCAGUACCCCUGGGCCAUCGUGUGGGGCCCCACAGUGUCGGACGAGGAUGGAGGGGACGCCAACUCGGCCAACCCGGGCUUUCCUCCACUGGGCUACACCUUUGUUUCACCACAUGGGAUGGCAACGGCUCAGCCCAACUCCCAUUCUCUCCUGCACAAUGCAGGGCUCAACCUGCGUGAGACCCCGGCCACGCUGCGGCCCUUCUUGUUUGGGCCCCGGGGAGAAGGUGUGGACCCCCAGCUCUAUGUCACUAUCACCAUCUCCAUCAUCAUUGUCCUGGUUGCCACUGGCAUCAUAUUCAAGUUCUGCUGGGACCGUAACCAGAAGCGCCGGCGUCACUCCGGGCAGCAGAGCGGGGGCAGGCAGCAGGAGAGCCAGCAGCCCCUCACGGACCUGUCCCCCACCACCGUCAGCAUUUUGGGGCCCUACGGCGACUCGCUGGCCCCCACACCAGAGGCAGAGGAAUGCAGGCAGGGCCAGGAGGGCAUGGAGAAACUGGGGGGCCACGGGAAGAGCACUGCCUUCCAGCUCAAUCGAAUCCCACUGGUGAACCUGUGACGCACAAGGGAGAAGCAGAGCUGGCUCCCCCCACCCUCCUGUCACAGCUGGGGAGCACAUACUUCUGUCGCCUCUGCUACCCCAGGAAAAAAACAAUCUCCUUGUGCCAUAGCCCACCACCACCAUCACUAACUAACCAAACCAGGAUGUACCUGGGCAAUGGACAAGCUGGGCCUCAUUAGCCACCUGCUGGAGGAAGGCUGGGGACCACCCCCCACCCCAUGCAGGACAGGAAGAUGAGAGAGUGGGAUGGUGGGAGGGGAGACAGCUGUUGGUGUUGUGAAAGCUUAACCUCCCCUGUCCCUCUCCUAGCACACAUGCACACACACACUUUGAUCUCUGUGACUCUCCCACCAGUGCAUGCCUGAUGUUGGGGGCAGGGGAGGUGGAAAGGUGUACCCCUGUCCCCAUGGGCCCAAACCCCUCUGUGUGUCCCUUUCCAUGUCGUGUGCUUUGAAGUGAACAUCUGGAGUUCAGUGGCUGCAGAAUUCCCUGCUGGGGCUUAGUUUCUCCUGAGCAGGGAUCCAGGUGAUGGCAGGUUCUUCUGUUCCCAAGGCCUUGACCUUCUGGAGGGUCCCAAGAGUGGGUGAAUAUGGGGAAGAAGAGGCUCACACAGCACCUGACUCUCCUCAUCAACCCACUUCCUUGCAGGAAACAUGCCCGCCACCUUUAAUAGUCACAUCUUUCUGUUUUCUUUCUGUCUAACACUCCUCUGUUUUCUCUCCUCAGUCUGUAUCUCUCCUCAAUCUGUAUCUUCCUUCAUCCCUGCCAUUUUUUGUUUCUUUUUUUCCCCCCAAUUUCCUCCCCCCCUUCUCUUGCCAGUUAAGCUUGGAAAAAAAGUUCCUUUCACUUUCCAAAUUUUUUGAUCUCUUGGAAGCCUCCUAGCUGUCCCCCUCAGGCCCCUCAGUCUCCUUCGGCAAGUUUUUAUCUCUACUCUAUGAUGAUGUUUUUCAGAAAACCUGAGAUGAAGCCCAUCAUAUUAUUUAGCAAGCAUCCUGUAUGCUGGAUUACUGCCAAAGCAGCUAAAGUAUGACACGCAGACGUAGCUGGGUAUUAGGAGCUUGGGUUUUGCUAGGUUCGGGUAGGGAAGUGCUUUGAAAUGCUCAUGUAACAGGCAACAAGCAGCAGAGAUGACUGCACUUCAGGUGACAAAGAGCAAUUUGGCAAUGACAUCUGGGAACAUUUGGAGGGUUGCCAUGUACUGCUGGUAGGUCACUGCUGGAACACUCAUACCUGCCUUGUGGCUGGAGACCUACUAGCUAAAAUUCACCAAGGGCUUGAAAGAGAGGAUAUCCUUACUUUAACCAGACAUGGAGGGGCAACCUUCCUGAGCACGCUGCCCUAGCUGACUGAGCAGCAGGAGCAAUGGCACAGGUAUGGGUGCAAACCAAUUGUUUGAGCAUAUAUUCAGGGGCUGUGGCAGUCUGGAGGCUAGAUAGCCACAUCAUCAGUGCUGUUGUUACCUGUGUGAGCUUGAUCAGUGUAUCUCAACCUCUUCCUAGAUGUGUACCCAUGGACAUCACUCUGAGGGGGUGGGAAAUGGCAAAUUUCAGCUUAAUGCCAAUAGUUGCCCUUCCUUGGCUUUUGUGGACACCUUCACACUAGUUCACAGAUGCCAGGUUGACAGCCACUGAGCUGAAAUGAUGCAGACUUCAGUCGGGUUGUCCCCACACUGCACUCACACCUUCAGUUGCUGGGCUGAUGAGUUCAGAGACAGGAAACUCACCUGGAGUUUGAAGGACCUGAUGCCCCAUGCAAGGGCUAUGACACAAAGUUAUCCAUCAUCUCAGAGAAAAGGAAAUGGCCCUUUCAUUCUUUACUUAUGCAGUAGAAGCAUAUUCUUUAUAGAGCAAAGCACAGGGAGUUGCAUGAGAGGUCUAGUUCUGCCCAUUUACCCAGGUGAUCUCAGAUCCCAUCUGACUCACCGUGAAGGACAUUUAAAUGAGAGUGUAAAUUACAAUAAGCUUCACAGAAAACAGGAGAGAUUUGGAGAAAAUGACAGGUCAAAUAAAAUUACAGGCUUAUUAGAAUCACAGAAUGUCAGAAAGAUGUAGGUGGAAAAGGACUCUGGAGGUCUCUAGCCUAAGCACCAUUUGAGUUCCCGCUUACAGCAGGGGAUAUUAUUGCUUUAGGAUAGGCUGAUCUACUCCUGAGCUUUUUCCUUAUUUUGGCUCCACUCGAGGCUCUGGGUGGACAUUCAAGCUGGGGAUGGACAGAUGUUCCACAAACACUGGGGCAGACAGCUGUUUCUGCCCACUGCCCUGCUAUCACUGCCCCCUUCGGCUGAAGGCACAUUGGGGGCUGUCCCCCCUCAUGCUAGCACAACCAGAGCUGGAAAAGGACAUCUGCACACAGCCUGCAAAAGGCUGCAUAGCUUAUCGCUGGCAGCUUACAAUGUAAAGCCUUGAACUGGUUUAAGUUAAAUUUUCCAGACCAGAUUAAUUAGAUUGUUCUUUGAUCAGUAUCAUUCGUUGAAACAAGGCCAGAGUUUAGACUCCAGCACCUUCAAGGGCUAUCCUUGGACUUUCCCUCUCCACCUUUUCACAUGCUGCAUGGAGAGAACGUUUAUAAGAAAGUGAUAAGGCAUCGUAGGAGGCACAGUGAGAACAUUUCCAACACUUAUUGCAGGGAAGCCCUGAGCUCUGGAGGCCAGGCUUUUGUAAACUCUGCAAAGAAACCAGAUUUUGGUGUUUUGUUUUCUUUUAGUGUGUCUCUCUUUCAAUUAGAAGCAUCUCCAGAAAGUGAAACCCUUCAGGGAUGCUGUGGUAAAGGGGAAGCUGGGAAAUGCAGUAGAGAAAGCUCCUACAGUGACAGCAGCUUGGAUAUGAUGAACGUCUUUUCCAAGCCAAAUUUGUCUAGCCAAAUAUAUUUCUAUGACAGUCCUUCACUAUCUCAUGUGAAAUAGGUUAGAUGUGGGAACCAAGUUCAGUGUCCUGCCCAAACUUUCAUUGCUGCAAUUUUCCAGCUGCAACAAAACAUUCAAAACAUGCCUGGACAUACAAGCUUCUUCCAGUCAAUAAAUAAUCUCACUGGA
Molecule: messenger RNA, 4100 nt
Organism: Struthio camelus australis
Lineage: Eukaryota; Metazoa; Chordata; Aves; Struthioniformes; Struthionidae
Source: RefSeq, a predicted model, not a curated record